AUGGCUUUUGAAAUCGCAGCUUCACCUGUGACUGCAGCAAUUCCGCCUGUCGCAGGACUCCUCUCAACGCAAUUAUCUUCGAACGAGCAAUCUCAUUGGAUGGGAUCCUCGUUCUUCGGCACCCGCGCGCCGUAUCGCGGGCCUACCCCGCUGCAAGCCUCGUUCGCUCGCGGAUCUCUCUUCCGUCCGUCGCCGGCGCUGCCGCUCGCCACGCCUCCCUGUGCGCGCGCGCGCAAUCCGCAGUCGGUCACCUCCGCCUCCGCCUCCGCUUCCGCAUCUGCGGCGUCAUCUGCGGCGGCUGCUGCGUCUGCUUCCAGCGGCGCGUCGACGCUCGUCAAGGGCCCCGCGGUUAGGUCGGCCCGCCUCGAUCCUUCCGUCGUCGUGCCCUCCGAGCCCGUUACAAGCAGCUCCGCUUUCGUGAACGACGAAUCGCCUUCAGCGCCCGCCGAUGAUGCAAUCAGCGGCGCGUCCUCCGCGGGUACCCGGCGCUCGCUGCGCUCGUCGUCGCCCACCCGCGAGCCCGCGCGCCCAGGCCUCAUCGAGCGCUGCUUCGGCCCAGGAACCGCGCCGUCAGUCGCGGAAGCCGCCAGCAGCCUCCUCGUCCCCCUGGCGGAGCACGCGGUGUCCAAUUGGGCGCUUCCGAGCGGCACGAGCGGCGGGCGCAGCGGGUCGGAAGCGCGCGUGCGGAGGGCGAAGCGCGCGGCGCGGAGUCUGGAAGAGGAGAAGCUCCGCGAGGAGCGGCGGAGGGAGUUAAGCGUGCUUCUGGAGCAGCUAGAAGCGAUUCGGGACCACGCGAUGGAGCUGGAAAUGUGCAACCAGCACCACCUCGACCUCGCCGCGCCGCGGUACCGCGAGUCGGCGCGCAACCUGCUGCACUACAUGGCGCUGCGCAACAUGGACGUGCGCCAGAUGCAGCAGGCGCUCGCGAACCUGGGCCUUUCCUCGCUGGGGCGCACCGAGGCGCACACGCUCGCGUCCAUCCACGCCGUCACGCGCGUCGUGCGCUCCAUGCUGCGCGAGCUCUCCCCCAAUGACGCUUCCGUCUCCGCCGCUUCCGCGUCGUCUUCUGUCAAGGCCAGGGGAAAGUCCAGAAACCUGGCGUCUCAAGUGGAGGCCCUGGCAACGGACGUACUCCCGCCCGUCCUAGAUUUCGCGGACGGCGACAGGCAGCUGCAGCGCAACACCGUCGACCUGCUCGGCGCGCAUCCGCCGCACCGCAAGACGUCCAUCAUGGUCACGCUGCCCGCGGAGGCCGCCGCGGACCGCGCGCUCGUGGCGGAGCUGCUGCGCGCGGGCAUGAACGUCGCGCGCGUCAACUGCGCGCAUGACGAUCCCGUGGUGUGGGGGAGGAUUGUGGCGAAUGUGCGGAAGCUCUCCGCGCAACUCGGCCGCCCCUGCAGGAUACUGAUGGAUCUAGCAGGGCCCAAGCUAAGAACAGGCCCCAUGCCCGCAGGUCCGCGCGUGCUGCGCCUCAAGCCCAACAAGGACGCGCGCGGGCAAGUUGUUUCCCCCCUGCGCGCCCUGCUCCUCCCCGCCGCACCCGCCACUCCCUCCUCUUCCUCCUCCCCCUCUGCCACCACAAUCCCUCAAGCAGCAACAGCAUCAGCAACAGCAGCGGCAGCAGCGUCACUCCCCUGUAUCCCCGUGCAAGCCUCUAAGGAGUGGUUCCAGGCGGUGGAGACCGGUAACGUGCUCACAAUGCAGGACGCCCGCGGCAAGAGGAGGUCUCUGCUCGUGUCUGAGGUGGUCCCAGGAGUCAAGGGCCCACAGCUCAUCGUGGAAAGCCGCAAAUCCGUCUCCUUUGAAACCGGGCUGCCCGUGAGCGUCCAGCGGGCAGGGGCGAAGGAAGAAGGGAAGGGGAAGAAGAAGAGCAAGGCGGGGAAGGCUCUAGCAGGAGGAGGAGCAGCAGCAGCAGCAGCAGCAGCAGCAGCAGCAGCAGCAGAGGCGUGUAUAGGGGAGUUGCCGGCUAAGGAGGUGGCGAUAGAGCUGGCGGUGGGGGAUGAGUUGUUGAUCGUGCGUGGGGAGGGCGAGGGCAGCAAGGCGCAGUAUGAUGCGGUCACGGGAGCGCUUGUGCGCCCUGCUGCUGUCAGCUGCUCGCUGGAGCAGGUCUUCACCAAUCUCAAGGAGGGCGAGCCUGUGAAGCUGGACGACGGCAAGAUCGAGGGCGUGGUGGAGGCGGUGGGGAGCGAGGAGGUACGUGUGCGCAUCUGCAAGACUCCGCCCGGAGGAGCCAAGCUCAAGAGCGAAAAGGCCAUGAACCUCCCAGACAGCGACCUACAGCUGCAGGGGCUGACGGCCAAGGACAUAGAAGACCUGGACUUCAUCGUCACGCAUGCUGACAUGGUGGCCUUCUCCUUCGUCAACGACGCCUCCGAUGUCACCAUGCUGCAGGAGGAGCUGGCGAAGCGGGGAGCGGAUGACCUGGGCGUGGUGCUCAAGAUCGAGACCAAGCGCGCCUUCCAGAACCUGCCAUGGCUCAUGCUGCAGGGCAUGCAGGGUUCGGGUCCCCUAGGCGUGAUGAUCGCGCGGGGAGACAUGGCUGUGGAGUGCGGUUGGGAGCGGCUGGCAGAGGUGCAGGAGGAGGUGCUGUGGCUCUGUGAAGCUGCACACGUGCCCACCAUAUGGGCCACUCAGGUGCUAGAAGGCUUGGCGAAAACGGGACUUCCGUCGCGAGCGGAGAUCACAGACGCGGCCAUGGGGGAGAGAGCGGAGUGCGUGAUGCUGAACAAGGGGCUGCACAUUGCAGCGGCCGUCACGACUCUAGAUGACAUCCUGCAGCGCAUGCGCUCGCACCAGAUGAAGAAGCAGAGCAUGAUGCGCCCGCUGCAGCUCUCGCUGCCCUUUGUCUCCAUCAGCUACUCGUCUGCUAGCAGCAGCGACUCCAGCAGUGAUUCUUCCAGUGAUGAAGAGGCGUGA
Molecule: messenger RNA, 2916 nt
Organism: Closterium sp. Yama58-4
Lineage: Eukaryota; Viridiplantae; Streptophyta; Zygnematophyceae; Desmidiales; Closteriaceae
Source: the annotation of a GenBank genome assembly